UCGACUUAUCGAGAUGGUUCUUGCUCCAGCCAUAAUGGAUGGUUUAACGCCCGAAAUGGAAAAAAUAGCAGAAAUGGAACUUGGUGAAACACCUCAAAUUAAGAAGGAAUCCUUGGAAAAACUCAAGAAACUUAUAGAACAAGAGCCUGAUUUCUAUCCAUUUAUGGAUGACAAGUUCCUGUUAAUGUUUCUCAGGUGCAAGAAGCAUGAUGUCCACAAGGCUUUCAAGGCAUUGCGACGUUAUUAUCUCUUCAAAGAGAAGUACUCAAGAGUUUAUACAGAUUUCUUACCUUCAGAACUUAAACACGUCAUGGAUGUGAACUGCUACGCAAAUAUGCAUUUUAGAGAUGGUGAUGGUCGGCUUGUGGCCAUUUUCCGUGUAGGUCAUUGCAGACGGAAUGGAGUCUCUGCUGAAGACAUAUUUGCUGCAGUUAUGACAGCAGGAUUACUUUCUUGCCGUCUCAAAGCAUCUUCAGUAUGCGGAUGUGUGCUCAUCUAUGACCUGAAAGAUUUAUCCUUGGAGGAUAUUUAUCGGCUUGCAUCUCCAAAAUUUAUUACUUUCGUGCUUUACGGAGUGCAAGAUUGUUUGCCUUUUCGUUUAAGGAGUAUACACAUAGUAAACGAAACAGCCCUUUUCGGCACCUUUUAUAAUAUGAUAAAAUUUGCUGUACCAAAGAAGCUGAAAGAAAGAAUUAUGAUGCCAUGAAAACAUUAAGGGUGAUAAAAUGCAAUAUUUGCCAGGACUGGUUGCAAAGUAUUCAUUCAGUAGAUACAGCAGAUGAUAUUUUUGGUUUUCUUAAAGAAUUAGAUAGGGGGGAAAGUAAAAAUUUUCCAUCUCAAGUUACUCUAUAUGUACAAUUAAAGUCUUCAUUUGUAUAUUUCUUAUUUGGUGAAAUUCUUAAAAACAGGGAAGAUACAUUUCUUAUGCCAGGAAAGCAAAUGGAUAUUUUAUAUGAGUUAUCUUGCGUACAGUUAGUACAGCAUACAGUUACUUUAAUUAAAAGAUUCUUGCACUAGAACCAUAUCUACGGCAACUCAAAAUGAUAACAUACAAUAAAGCCAGAGUUUUAUAUAAAAGAAAAACUAAAGAGGCCAAGUUAAUCUCAUGGAGAACUUACUGUAGUAAUGUCACUAAAGCCUUUGGACCUACUCAAAAGAUAACAUAUAACAAGGUGUUUCGUCCUACGACCCUUUCGUCUAUGGUGAGUAGCAUUGCCUCAUCCA
Molecule: messenger RNA, 1224 nt
Organism: Stegodyphus dumicola
Lineage: Eukaryota; Metazoa; Arthropoda; Arachnida; Araneae; Eresidae
Product: alpha-tocopherol transfer protein-like
Cellular component (GO): membrane
Molecular function (GO): phosphatidylinositol bisphosphate binding
Source: RefSeq, a predicted model, not a curated record